Paramormyrops kingsleyae is the source of this 1432-nucleotide messenger RNA. Its product is annotated as perforin-1-like. The record is from RefSeq and is a predicted model, not a curated record. Gene Ontology annotation, cellular component: membrane attack complex; membrane. NCBI's taxonomy places the organism in Eukaryota, Metazoa, Chordata, Actinopteri, Osteoglossiformes, Mormyridae. Gene Ontology annotation, molecular function: wide pore channel activity. Gene Ontology annotation, biological process: immunological synapse formation; defense response to virus; T cell mediated cytotoxicity.
AUGCACAUCACACCUGGGGGUGUUUUGUUUGUCGUCCCACCCAGGUACAGAGUGGUGGACAGCCCACCCCUCCAUAGGGAGUUUGCACGCAGUUUUAAGCUCCUCCCCCCUCAGUAUAACAAUAUCACCAAGGAAGACUACCGCCGCCUACUGGACAUCUACGGGACUCACUUCAUCAGGAAGGUGCAGCUGGGCGGCCGCGUGAGCAGCACCACCGCAUUCCGGUUCUGCCAGGCGGCGCUAAACGGCUACACUGAGACUGAGGUGAAAGACUGCCUGGAGACGGAGGCCUCUGCAGGCAUAAAAGCUUUUUCUGUUAAGGCUGAGUCUAGCUACUGCAAGAAUGCCAAGACAAAGCACAAUAUCAAGGAUAACUUCCACAGCCAGUUCACUGAAAGGAUCACCGAGGUAGAGGGCGGCCAGCACACGGUUUCUGACCUGCUGUUUUCAGACAAGCCUGAAGCCAUGCAGAAGUGGCUGGACAGCCUGAAGACCAUGCCGGGAAUCAUCACCUACUCUCUCCACCCCCUGCAUUAUCUGGUGCAGAAGCCAAAGACCAAAAAGGCGGCGCUGAAGAAGGCGGUGGAGGACUACAUCCUGGAGAAGGCCCUAUACAAGCACUGCUCCAAGAAAUGCUCAGGAGGUUCGACACCCAGCAAACAUGACCCCUGUCACUGUGUCUGUGUGGCCAGUGAACAAAACAACUGCAACUGCUGCCCAACUAGGCCAGGCCUGGCCCAAGUGACGGUUACGGUGAAGUGGGCCCGGGGCUUGUGGGGAGACUACAAUGGUGAGACCGAUGGCUUUGUCUACAUUGCUCUAGCUGACAAAAAUACCCAGACCAGGGUGAUCCACAACAACAAUAACCCGAUCUGGAACAGCGAGUUCUCAUUUGGUACCAUUCAGCUCUCACUGGACACAAAGAUGAGGCUGGAAGUGUGGGACGAAGACAAGAUGUGGUACAAAUGGUGGAACGACAAGCUGGGAGAGUGCACGAUCAAUCCUGUUAGAGGCUUCCAUGAUGAAAUCUGUCCACUGAACCAUGGCAAUCUCUACUACUCCUAUAAGGUGGAGUGUGCUCCUGGGCUCAUGGGAGAGCGAUGCAGAGAAUACGCCCCUUCUCCUAUGAACCCCAGACUGGCCGACCUUUACACCUCCCGGAAUGCCUUCAACAUCACGCCCGUUCUCCUGGAGCGCCUCAGAAGGGGGCAGUCCAUCGAGGAUCCCCUGCCGUUUCUGUUAUCCAACAGGAGUGAUAAUAAGAUGCUGGGCUCCUCAGGUGGAGAUACUCCUCAUGCUCCUGCUGAGCCCUAAGGGAGGAAGAGAUGCACGCCACAAUGAAGAUGUACAGUAGUAGCUGCUUUAGCUGUGCCUUUUCUGCCGCUGUCCAUGCAGCCAAUCCACUCAGCUCAUCAAGCUUGCAUUUCUGAGA